UUAUUAGAGGGUAACUUUUUUCUCUCUCUCUCUCCCAAACUUUUCUUGCCUUCUCCGAAAGUCAUGACAAGUCUUAUUGUGACUGGACGUAGAGAAGCCAGAAGGGCUGUGUGGAGCAGGGGGGAGGGAACCAGCCUGCACUCCAGCUGCAUGUAUCGUUCAGUGAGCGGCUGAGAGAGGUGUUAAUUUGAAGCUGCGCAUUUGUUGAAAGGUCUCAGUCCUGAAAAAUGGCUCAGUCGGUGCAAGUUAACCCAAAGUUGCCUGAUCUGGGUUCAGUAUUCAUCUACUCGCGUCAGGAAGAGGCUGAGCAGCCAGGUUCCUACUCUGUCCAGACCCCAUAUGGUUUCCACCUGGAUCUGGACUUCCUAAAAUAUGUAGAGGACAUAGAAAGUGGGCACAAUCUCCGUCGGGCACCUGUGAACUCCCGUCGCUCUAGAGGGGGCAAACUCUACCAGAGAAGUCCAGGUGUGGGAGGACGCACAAGUGGCUGGACAUCUACAGAGUCUCUGUCGUCCACAGCAAGCGAGGAUGGCAGGGCUCCUCCCCCACCGCCACCACGCAACCGCCUUGGGUCUGCACCCUGUGAGGGGCUUUCUCUGUCUCCUGUGACCCUUCUCACUGCCCCUUCAUUGUCUGCUGGGGCCAAGGUGCCACCGCCGCCUCCGCAGCGCAACCCCAGAGUCGAGCGGACGCUUCUGGAAACCAGCCGGCGGCUACAGCAGGAGCAAACUGACCAGCAACAGAAUGGGGGCCGCUUCCAGCUUGCAGAUCCACCCAAACAGCUGCUACCCUCUCCCUCCACUCAAACUUUGCAGAGUAGUUGGACUAAACCCAGUCCUCAGACCUCAGGGCGCAGUACUCCAGCUGCUGGCACCACAGUGACUCCGAUCCCUCCCAGCCAGUUGCAGACAGUUAGAGAGCAGAUGGCUAUAGCCCUGAAGCAGCUGAAGGAGAUGGAGGAAAGGGUGAAGGGUGUACCUGAGCUUGAGAAAGAAGUGUCUAAGCUUCGGGCAGAGAAAGACAUGCUCUUGUUAGCCUUGCGGGAGAAGAAACUGGCUAUGGACAUGGCCCAGCAGAAGCAACAGUCUACAACAUCCUCCACCCAAACCACAGAGACCCUUCUAACUCAAACAGAUCACAAUGUCCAGAGUCAGUUGACUUCACCAAGUCACAGAGGCCUUGGAAAAUCUAGUGAGCUGAAAAGGCUGGCGGAGAAAUUUGAGAGGAAGGAAGGGAAAACCCCAGAGCCUUCGUCAAAAGUGUUACUAAAGGCUCCAGAGAAAGUUUCAUUUGUUGAGAAAAAAUCUGUGGCUGUUGGGGACAACAUGCCCAUGGAUUCUGUUGUAUUCUACUACAGCCAGGGCAUGAAAGAUGCUUCUGAGGGCACCAGGGUGAAUGUCUGUGAGAGAGGCACUGGGACACAGUCCCCUCUGGUUCAUGAGGAGGGGAUACAGGCCAGGCUGGAGACGGAAGACGCAGAGGUUUGGGUCAUGGAGUCACUACUUGGGCUUAGCAGUGAAACACAGCAGGAGAUGGACACUUUAAAGGACACCAUUAAGUUCCAGCAGGAGUCCAUUGUGGCCUUAGAGGAUCGGCUGCGUGUGGCCGACAAAGAGCUAGGGAUCUUUAGAGCCCAGAUGGAAGAGAGAGCUUCCAAAGUCAUGUCUGAGAAGGGAGUUCUUGCAAGACCAGACACAGCAAAUGCUCAGGUAGAGACACUGACUUCUGUGCUAAGGCACGCUGCAGUUUUGUGCCGUCCAGAAGUAAAUAACGCAUCUGUAGGCGAUAUUUUACCAGCAACUCUGAUCGAGCAGGGCACCCAGACUGAUGCUGUAGAGAAAAAACUGGCAGAACCAGUUCCUGUUGCACUGGUCAGUACUGGGUGUCAGUGGGAGAAUGUGAAUGAGGAAAAGACUGACGGGCAGAAAGUUACAGUGCCAAAGAAGAGACAGCUGACCAUCGCUGAAUACAAGGUCUGUCCAGAGGAAGUGGUGGUCCGUACGGCCAAGAGGGAAGGAGACCAAGGAGAGAAGACUGCAGCCAGCAACACCAAGACAGGUAUGCUAAAGUCAAUCAUGAAGAGGAAGGAUGGGAGCACCUCUACUGAGAGUUGCACCGUCUGCAAGAAGAGCCUGCAGUUUGUUGGUAUUCUAAAUGGAGGGUAUGAAUCUACAUCAAGUGAAGAAGAAGGGGAAGAGGAGGAGGAAGAAGACAAGAGUUCUUCUGGAGAAAGUGGAGAAGGCGAAUGUUUGGACAGCACAGAGGAUGAGGCAGCUCUGGAGGAGGAAACAUCUGAGGAGGAGAGAAACAUCAACCUGGAUGAGAGUGACACUGACGAGGAAACCCUGAGAGCCGUGGACUGCUCAUCUGAUGCUGUCAAAGAGAAAUUUGAGCUGAGCUCAAAAAUGCGUGAGGCCUGUCUUAUUCUGAAAAACCACCUGAAUGAUGACGUACAAACACUGAAGAGUAAGGAAGUGCUCUCCAGCACCCACACUGUCCAGCUCGAGUGGUUCCGCAUCUCCAGCGCCAAGAUGGCUCAGCCUUCCCGGGUCUCUGACUACCUGAUGGCGUUCUCCGAAGUGUCGUCAGCACUGCUGGAGCACAUAGUUAACAUGACUGAUGGAAACGGCAACACGGCUCUCCACUAUAGCGUCUCCCACUCCAACUUCGGUGUGGUUGGGCUGCUGCUGGACACAGGUGUGUGCUGUGUGGAUAAGCAGAACAAGGCAGGCUACACUGCCAUCAUGCUGGCUGCGCUCUCUACUGUGAAGGAAGAGGGGGACAUGGCUAUAGUCAAGAAGCUUUUCAGGCAAGGCAAUGUCAACGCCAAGGCCAGUCAGGCUGGCCAGACAGCACUGAUGCUAGCUGUUAGCCACGGGCGUCAGGAGAUGGUGCGGGCAUUGCUUGAGUGUGGGGCUGACGUUAACGCACAGGAUGACGAGGGAUCGACGGCUCUGAUGUGUGCCAGUGAACAUGGUCGAGCUGAGAUCGUCAAACUGCUCCUGGAACAGCCUGGCUGCGACAUAUCCAUCGUGGAUAAUGAUGGCAGCAACGCUCUCUCUAUCGCACUGGAGGCGUCCCACAACGACACAGCGGUGCUGCUCUAUGCCCAUAUGAACUAUGCCAAGACCCCAACUGCUAUGGGGAGUCCAAAGGCCCAGCACCAGAGCCCCACCCGACCCCACAAGCCCUGGCCUGCAGACUGACCAGCAGACAUAACUGGAAAUGAGCUGUAAAGCUCCACUGGAAUUGAAUUAAAUAUAUUAUAUAUGUCCUGCAUUUAUAAGUACUGUUAAUGAGUAUUUUUUUUUCCACAAAAGUUGUGAAUACUUAUAUACUAAUAAGAGCUCCAGGCUUGUCUAAAUGAGGUUUCCAGUACUUGUUUGUUCUGUAUUAUUUGCACACCACUAAUGUUUUACUGUUGAGGGCCACAGACACAGAUGGCAUACGAUGUAAAUCAAAAAACCUGCACGCACUGUUUUCCAUACAAGCCCACACACUGAAACAAUAGACAUCAAGGUUGAUCACUGUCUGCCAAUAGGGGGCAGGGGCCACCCCCCUAAUGUUGCUGCAGAUAAGAUCCGAAACACUGACACAGUGAUAUUCAUAUAUAUUUCUCCCAGAGCCUCCAGUCCUACUGGGAGUGCUGGUGUUAGGGCCCUUCAUGUACGCCAGAGGCAGCACUGGAUGGACAUGGUCAACCCUCCACAGGGGCCGGUGAAGCUGGAUUGGGCAGAGCCAUUUAAGCACCCAAACAUGAACAGAUCCACAGACACACAUGUGCAUGUACUUGCACACAGAGUCUGAAAUAAUAGAAUAAAAGUGCUAAUAAAUGUGUUUAUCAUUUGUAAAACGCCUUGAGGCGAUUUCCAUCUGCUAAUAAAAGCGUGUCUAGAUGAAAGGUGUGUUUGUAAUUGCAUGUGAGUUUUACUUUGUCAGUGUGUGCACGGCAGAAUUUUCAAUGCUGGAGCCUGAGAAAGUUCAGCCGCUGUUCCCCACCGCCCCCUAGUGUGCAUGUGCAGUGGACCCCAGAACGUGGAAGCAACCCUGGAAGAAAAACAAAUUUGCCGUGUGCACCAGGCGAGCAACAUUCAGUGGGGAAAAUAAAUAUAUUAACAUUAUGAAAAAACAUUCUCACAAUACAGACAUUGAAAAAAUGUCCUAUCUUUUCCCCUUAAUACAUCUGUGGGAAGAAUGGUCUCCAUCUUGUGAUUUGGUAUCCAACAGUAAAUUCUUACAUUUAUAUCUGUAUUUAUUUGAAACUCCUCUUUAUUCAUAGUAAAUAUUACUGGUUUUUAGAUUUUAUUAAAAAAAAAACAAAUGGUAGGAAUAAGCCACAGUUUUGCCUAAAAGCCUGAAACAUGUCUUAUAACUUUUCUUUUUCCUGUUCCUUCUCCUCAGCACACAGUAAGGAUGCCCUUUAGUGGUGGCACACAGCAUUACACCAAUCUUAACAAGU
Molecule: messenger RNA, 4459 nt
Organism: Monopterus albus (swamp eel)
Lineage: Eukaryota; Metazoa; Chordata; Actinopteri; Synbranchiformes; Synbranchidae
Gene: kank3
Product: KN motif and ankyrin repeat domains 3
Exons: 12
Coding region: 228-3206 (992 amino acids)
Biological process (GO): negative regulation of actin filament polymerization
Cellular component (GO): cytoplasm; cytoskeleton
Molecular function (GO): protein binding
Source: RefSeq, a predicted model, not a curated record